Paraphaeosphaeria sporulosa is the source of this 709-nucleotide messenger RNA. RefSeq lists its product as uncharacterized. NCBI's taxonomy places the organism in Eukaryota, Fungi, Ascomycota, Dothideomycetes, Pleosporales, Didymosphaeriaceae. The coding region runs from base 112 to 615 and encodes 167 amino acids. The record is from RefSeq and is a predicted model, not a curated record. The transcript is spliced from 2 exons.
UUGCUAAUUACGGGAAGAGCUAGAAGGGAGGAGGCCGUCUACGUAUAGCCGCUUUGUCAGGACUGUCGGUGAGAGCGCAUCCACCUGCGGAGGGGGCUGGUGAGGCAGACCAUGAGCCGUAUAUUUAGAGAGGUCAAUUGCCCGCUCAAGCAGAUCAUAGAACAUCCAAACCUUCUACACACUGUGAUUACCAAUCGAGACCCGCAACCCUUUCGAAUGACCUUUUUACUAUACCACUUGGCAGCCAAGGUUUAUUCCGAUAUGAAACUCUUUGUUCCAUUUGCCAUGAUUGUGUGUGUUGCAUCUGCGUCCCCGAUCGGCGACGCAACCCCUCCUGAUAACACUCCCCUGUGCGGCUAUGUUCGCAUGGAAGAAGACUCUUGGUGGUCGGUAGGCCUACAGACGCAUGGUCGCUGUGAACCGAUCUGGGACAACCAGACCGCACUCAUCUACCGGAUCGAUCGAGAAGGAUGCGGAUGUGCUUUCUUCGUUGAUGAAGAGACUUGCAAAGGGCAGGGCGACCUCGUGCUACACAGAGGACCAAAGCUUGAGGAAAGUCGGUUCGUGGAGGAAGAGAAACCGGCAUGGGUAUUGUGCCAGGAGAUUCAGAAGUGACAGAGGAAUUGGACCAGGACUACUUGGCGCUGCCGGGCAGAAGAAGCUGGCACUUCCUUCCGGGGGAUCUCAGCAUUCCUGUAUAGGGAAGAUU